Molecule: messenger RNA, 2097 nt
Organism: Nelumbo nucifera (sacred lotus)
Lineage: Eukaryota; Viridiplantae; Streptophyta; Magnoliopsida; Proteales; Nelumbonaceae
Product: protein NRT1/ PTR FAMILY 3.1-like
Biological process (GO): transmembrane transport
Cellular component (GO): membrane
Molecular function (GO): transmembrane transporter activity
Source: RefSeq, a predicted model, not a curated record
AUUGUAGAAACAAAACUGUCCUGUUCUAAUUGCGUCUCAUGACUCUGACAUUACUUGUAUCCUCAACAAAUUUUACUUGUAUAAUUCAUUUCUGGCCAUGAAAAUGCGGAAUUAACAGUAUAAAUAAAACGGGAAAAAAAUCACAAGGAUCACUAACUGGUUACAUCAACUUUCAAACAAUCUAUAAAUAGAGGGUGGGUGUUAGUGAAGAGGAUAUCUUAAGCAUCAAAAAACAGGGAAAGAAAAGAAAAAAAAAAAAGAUGGAGAGAAGUAGUCAUGACAGAAGGAGAAAGGGAGGGAUGAGAACAAUGCCCUUCAUUUUCUUAAAUGAAAUAUCUGAGAAGUUGGCUGUGGUUGGCUUUAAUGCUAAUAUGAUUAGCUACUUGACACAGCAGCUACACAUGCCUCUAACUAAGGCAGCCAACACACAAACCAACUUCGGGGGAACUGCAAGCUUGACACCAUUGCUUGGAGCCUUUGUUGCAGAUUCAUUCGCGGGACGCUUUUGGACGAUAACUAUGGGUUCCAUUAUAUACCGAAUAGGAAUGACAAGCUUGACUACAUCAGCGAUCCUUCCACAGCUGAGGCCACCCCCUUGCAAAGGGAAGCAAGUGUGCCAGGAGGCCGACGCUGGAGAGCUAGCCAUCCUCUAUGUGUCUCUACUACUGACGGCCGUCGGCGCGGGUGGAAUUCGUGCUUGUGUGGUGGCAUUUGGCGCAGACCAGUUUGAUCAGACGGAGGAAAAGCAAAAUGCUAGAACAUGGAAGUUCUUCAAUUGGUACUACUUUUCGAUGGGUGUCUCCAUCCUUCUGGCUGUGACAGUGAUUGUGUACAUUCAGGACAAUAUCGGCUGGGGGUGGGGCUUUGGAGUCCCAACCAUUGCCAUGUUUCUCUCCAUUCUCAUAUUCAUCGUUGGCUACCCACUCUAUCGAAACCUGGAUCCCUCCGGGAGCCCCUUCACUCGCUUGCUACAGGUGAUUGUAGCUGCCUGGAGGAAGAGAACGUUGCCUACACUUUCUGAUCCCAGAUUACUCUACGAGAAUGAGGAGCUUGAUGCCUCCAUUUCUGCAACCGAAAAGCUUCUUCGCAGUAAACAAUUCAAAUUUCUAGAUAAGGCGGCUAUUGUCACUGAAGAAGACAAUCUCAAAGCUUCACCCACACCAAAUCCAUGGAGACUAAGUACAGUCCACCGGGUUGAAGAGCUGAAAUCUCUUAUUCGAAUGGUGCCAAUAUGGGCUGCCGGGAUCCUUCUCUUCACAGCUUAUGCACAGCAGUACACUUUCUCCCUACAACAAGCUCGAACCGUGGAUCGGCACAUCACCCGUUCCUUCGAAAUUCCUCCAGGCUCCAUGUCCGUCUUUACCAUGUCUUCCAUGCUCAUAACCAUCACCUUCUAUGACCGCAUUUUCGUCCCCAUUGCUCGCCGCUUCACCGGCCUCGACAGGGGCAUCUCCGUCCUACAGCGCAUUGGCAUUGGCUUCGUCAUCUCACUGCUCGCCACCCUCGUCUCCGGCUUCGUUGAGAUCAAGCGAAAACACGUCGCUUCAGUGCAUGGCCUCACCGACAGCCCCAAAUCCACCAUCCCACUUUCAGUCUGCUGGCUCAUCCCACAGUACAGUCUCCAUGGUAUGGCUGAAGCCUUCACGGCUAUUGGGCACCUCGAGUUCUUCUAUGAUCAGAUCCCGGAGAGCAUGAAGAGCACCGCCACCGCACUCUUUUGGACGGCAAUAUCAGCAGGCAAUUACGUUAGUACACUGCUGGUCACGCUUGUGCACAAGUUCAGUGCAGGGUCAGGAGGUUCAAACUGGCUUCCGGACAAUCUUAACAAGGGAAAAUUGGAAUACUUCUACUGGUUGAUCACAUUGUUGCAGGCUUUGAAUCUUGUCUACUACUUGAUAUGUGCAAGGUUGUAUACGUUCAAACCAAUCCAGCUCCACCGAAAGGAAGAUGUUGACUCUCAAGAGGGAGUCGAGCUCACUGGUCCGGUGUAGUUGAAUCUUUUAGUAGAAGAUCUCUGGAAAUAGUUUGGGAUCUUAAUUAUGCUGUAAAUUAAAUAACAGUGCAACCCAAGAUAUGUGAAUGGUGGAAGUUGAGCAA